Molecule: messenger RNA, 2444 nt
Organism: Ostrea edulis (European flat oyster)
Lineage: Eukaryota; Metazoa; Mollusca; Bivalvia; Ostreida; Ostreidae
Product: 30S ribosomal protein S11-like
Exons: 8
Coding region: 101-661 (186 amino acids)
Biological process (GO): ribosomal small subunit assembly; translation; maturation of SSU-rRNA from tricistronic rRNA transcript (SSU-rRNA, 5.8S rRNA, LSU-rRNA)
Cellular component (GO): ribosome; mitochondrial small ribosomal subunit
Molecular function (GO): small ribosomal subunit rRNA binding; mRNA 5'-UTR binding; structural constituent of ribosome
Source: RefSeq, a predicted model, not a curated record
UUCCUCUUUUAUCCAUUAUCAAGGUGAAGGUCAUAGAACCUCUCGUUGUGGGAAGUCCUGUAAGUUACUGUUGACUGAGCUGAGUAGCCAUAUUGAAGGCAUGUUGAGGUCGCUGAUUAGUUCGAUAAGACAGACGUAUACGUGUGUGGUCCGUCCAAAUAUAGCUUCAGUCAACCACCAAGUAGUAUGUCAUUUCAACAAGGAUGUUGACGCUAGAGAUUAUUCUCCAGGAGAUGAGCAACACGAUAAAAGAUUAUGGAGGAGGCAUUUUCCCAGUGAGGAGACGUUACAAAUGAGUAUUGAUGGGACACCUUACGAUCAACUUCCUGUAGUCAACAUUAAAACGUCAAAAAACAACGUUAUUAUCUCCCUCUGCAGAGGCACAGGUGAAACAAUAUGCUUAUCAUCUGGCGGCAGCCUUGGAUUCCGACACGCCAAAAAGAACACAAAUCUCUGUGCACAAACUGUGGGGGCUCACAUAGGGGAGAAAGCCAAGAGUUUAGGAUUGCAGAAUCUGAGAGUAAAUUUGAAUGGAUUAAACACCAAAAGAACAUCGGCUUUGCUCGGGUUACGAACCUCAGGAGUGCGGAUUGUAUCCAUCUCAGACGUGACUAAAACACCACACAAUGGCUGUCGGCCUCGGAGUAAACCCAGGAAGUAAACGACAAGAGGUCACGGUAUGUUAAUCACUCACCAAGUCAACAUAGAGACUGUUAAUCACUCACCAAGUCAACAUAGAGACUGUUAGUCAUUCUCCAAGUCAACAUAGAGACUGUUUAUUAAUGAAAACGGUAUGUUAGUCACUCACGAAGUCAACAUAGAGACCGUUUAUUAAAUAAAAACAAACUUAAUUCAUACACGUAGUUUUUAUGCAAUUCAAAAACAUACAACUCUAGGAACAAUUUUGUACGCCCGUCUUUAGACAGGACAUAUUAUGGUACAGCGAUGUCUGUACGUCCGUCCGUUCAGGGUUUUCUGUUUCUAAUUUCCUUUCUCCGUCGCAUAUUAAGCUGAAACUUGCUAUGUAGCUUCUUUGUGGCUGUUGCAAUUUUGAUCCAUUUCAACUUCUCUUGGAGGAGUUUUGCCCCUUUAUUUGAAAAUUAUUGUUAUAUAGAGGGUACAUAAUUUGUCUGGUUAACACCGCCCACAAUUUUCAAGUGAGGGCCAUCUUGUUUUACAGAGUGUUUGUAUGGGAAUUGAAGAUGUGCAUGUGGUAGGGAUUUUAAUUUUCUUCAAUUUUUGAGAAAAUUACAGGUUGUUGAACUUAGUCAGUUUUGAGGAAAUAUUACAUAGAGAGUACACGAUUUGUACGGUCAAUUUCUCCCCCAGUUUUCAAGUGAGGACCUUCUUAUUUUAUAGAGUGUUUAUAUGGGUAUGGAAGAUGUGCAUGUGGCAAGGAUUUCGAUUUUCUUCAAUUUUUGAGAAAAUUACAGGUUGUUGGACUUGGUUUGUUUUGAGGGAAUAUUUUAUUAAUUUAAAGGGCAUGGUUUGUCCUUUUAACUCCUUUCACAGUUUAGAAGCUACGGUCUUUGUAAAUAUCUUGAAGAUGUGCAUAGUGAAAGGAGUUUAAUUCUCAACAAUUUUUAAUUUUCUUUGCCGUUUUAAAUAUUUACAGGUUGUUGAACUUAGUCAAAUUGGGGGAAAAUAUUUUACACACAGAAUUCUUGGUUUGUCUAUCUACCUCUUGUCACAGUUUUAAGCUAAGACCCUUUAUUCAUACAAUGCAAAGAAAGUUCUUUUGAUAUACCCACUUAGUGUGUUCCUGUUUGCUAGUAAGGUGUUCAAAUCAUUGAACUAUCCAGGAAUCAGGGACCUGUAUAUUACUAGUAAGGUGUUCAAAUCAUUGAACUAUCCAGGAAUCAGGGACCUGUAUAUUACUAGUAAGGUGUUCAAAUCAUUGAACUAUCCAGGAAUCAGGGACCUGUAUAUUACUAGUAAGGUGUUCAAAUCAUUGAACUAUCCAGGAAUCAGGGAUCUGUGUAUUACUAGUAAGGUGUUCAAAUCAUUGAACUAUGAUCCAGGAAUCAGGGACCCGUAUAUUACUAGUAAGGUGUUCAAAUCAUUGAACUAUCCAGGAAUCAGGGACCCAUAUAUUACUAGUAAGGUGUUCAAAUCAUUGAACUGUCCAGGAAUCAGGGACCCGUGAAUAUUUCUAUUAAUAUCAUAUUAAUUUCGGCAGUUGAUAAAUCUUCCUUUAUUUUUGCUGUAUCAUGACAUACCAUCACUGAUUCUAUGUAUUCCUUUUCUUUGCAGAGAAAUCAGGAGGGGGGAGGAUGGAACAUCCCCAAGGAGUCGAUGACAGUCUGCAGAGAGAAAAAUGUCUGCUAAACCAGUUCUGUGACGCGACAUGUGACUUCAGGUUGUGUCUGAUGGCAACAUGCUUCGACUUUGGACCUGUCAUUAAGAUUGUUCAGAACAAUAAAAAUCCGAGUACAACCAACACA